Melanaphis sacchari is the source of this 1442-nucleotide messenger RNA. RefSeq names its product queuosine salvage protein. The transcript has 7 exons. The record is from RefSeq and is a predicted model, not a curated record. Lineage: Eukaryota; Metazoa; Arthropoda; Insecta; Hemiptera; Aphididae. Bases 377 to 1387 code for a protein of 336 amino acids.
GUUGAAUGUUAAAUCACUUAUAUCUAUAAACGGUAUAAACUAUAAGCUAUAAAUGAGUUUGCGGAGAUAAUAAAAACUCAAAACAAAUGGUUAGUUGUUAGUUGAUUGUUGAAUACGUCAUAAAUGACGUUUGUUCAUUGUCAAAAUGAUCAGAGAUUUGUAUUAAAAAUGUAUUAUCAGGAGUACCAGAGACUUACUCUAUGCAUUAAACCGAUGAAAGUCAGUGAUAGGAGCAAACAUUUAAGUAAUCACAAAUCAGUUGACUCUUGGUAAUCCCGCGAAAACGCCCUUUAUGUAGGUACUCCUUUAAGGAAGAAUAAACAUUAAGCAGUUCACAGUUUAGUUGCUACUUACUGGAUAUUAAACUUGGGUCAAGAUGGUCUUACAAAUAUUAAGUACAUGUCAAAAUGUAGUAAGUCAAUCUAGAGAUGUGCAAAUUAUUUCAUCAAACAUUCCAAAAUUGGCUCAAAAGAUUUAUACAUUAAUAGAAGAAGAUAAACUAACUCUUGAUGAAUUUAAAAAAUGUCCAUUACAUCCAAAAAAUGAAGAUGAAGAAGCAAUCAAUUGGAUAUUUAUUGUUGAUUCUUUGAAUUUUUGUUUUUUUGAUCCUAACAAUAAAUCGCAUUGGAGUGUGACUUGGAAAAAUGAAAAACACACAGGAUAUUUUGGUUUGUGCGCUGCUAUCAAUAGAGCUAUAGAAAAAGGGAUAAAUAUGAUUGAUAUGAAUACAUGUUUGGAAUUAACAAAAAAGCAAUUAGAUGAAAUAUUACUGGGAGAUGAUGGAGCAACUCUUCCACUAUUACAAGAAAGGUAUUUGUGUUUACAACAAUCCGCAGAUGUUUUAUUAAAAAAAUAUAAAGGAAACUUUGUGAAUUGUAUAUUAGAAUCAAAUCAUUCUGCUCAGAAAUUAUUAGAAAUCAUUUCUGAAAAUUUUUUUCAUUUUAGAGAUGAAUCUAUUUAUAACAAUCAAACAGUUGCUAUUUAUAAAAGAGCUCAGAUUUUGAUUGCUGACAUUUGGUCAUCAUUCAGGGGUUCUGGCCUUGGCGAAUUUCAUGACAUAGAUACUUUAACCAUGUUUGCAGAUUAUAGAGUCCCUCAAGUUUUAUUAUACUUUGGUGUUUUGAAGUAUUCAGAUAAUUUAAAAGAUACUCUCAAACAAGGUAUUCUUCUUGAGCAUGGAGCUUCAGAAGAAGUGGAAAUUAGAGCAGCUUCUAUUGUAGCAGUUGAUGAUAUUGUAAAUGAGGUGAAAAAAAUAAUGGCAGAAAAAAAUAUACAUAAGAUUUGUAAUUCUAUUAUGGUUGAUACUUUUUUAUGGGGUUAUCGAAGAGAAAAUGCUGCAAUGUUGGAAGACACACCAUACCAUAAGACAUUAAAUAUUUAUUAUUAAAACUAUGUUUUGUGUAAAUUAAUUUUGCUUUUUGAUAAUUUGUUGCUAGUAUACA